Messenger RNA from Trypanosoma theileri, 1989 nucleotides. Its product is annotated as vesicular transport protein. Gene Ontology annotation, cellular component: nucleus. The record is from RefSeq and is a predicted model, not a curated record. NCBI's taxonomy places the organism in Eukaryota, Euglenozoa, Kinetoplastea, Trypanosomatida, Trypanosomatidae. The transcript has a single exon. Gene Ontology annotation, molecular function: ATP binding; ATP hydrolysis activity; RNA binding. Gene Ontology annotation, biological process: ribosome biogenesis. Bases 1 to 1989 code for a protein of 662 amino acids.
AUGUCCAGUCAGAUGCGACGUCUGAUGAGAAAGCGUGCCUCUGAGUAUAAUUCUGGUAAUCAUCAACGGCAGCCGCCGUAUAAUCGCAGAGAUGGAGAUGAUGAAUACUCCAAUACACGGAGAGGCCGACGGAAUAAUGGGGAUGGGGAUAACAACACAACACAAACAAACAGACGACCACGUAAAGAAGGAGAAUCAGAAACAAGUGGAGCUAAAGAAAAUGAAGAGAUUGAACGUCUUGGAAUUAUUCCAAAGGUUACACUUGAUGAUAUGGGUGGACUUGCAAAGGAAAUUCCAAUUAUAAAAGAAUUAAUAGAACUUCCUAUUCGUUCUCCUCAUUUGUUUAGUCGUCUUGGUGCGGAUCCUCCGUGUGGUGUUUUGUUGCAUGGUCCACCUGGUUGUGGGAAAACGAAAUUGGUACAUGCCAUAGCUGGAUCAUUGCAAGUUCCAUUAUUCUUUGUUGCAGCACCGGAGAUUGUUUCUGGUAUCAGUGGUGACAGUGAGGCAAAACUACGAAAUCUUUUCAUGGAUGCUAUUAGUGCGGCACCAAGUAUUGUGUUUAUUGAUGAAAUUGAUACAAUUGCCGGUCGUCGUGAUCAAACACAACGUGGAAUGGAAAGUCGCAUAGUAGGACAAUUAUUAACAUGUAUGGAUCAAGUGGCACAGGCAUGGCGACAGGAAAAUAAAGUGGUUUGUGUAAUGGGAGCUACAAAUCGUCCAGAGGCAUUAGAUACUGCCCUAAGACGUGCUGGUCGUUUUGAUCGUGAGAUUUCUCUUGGUAUUCCUACACUGGAUGAACGACAAAGUAUUUUAAAAAUUAUUUGUCAGAAGUUAAAUGUUGCCGACGAUGUGGAUUUUUUUGAACUUGCAAAUAUGACACCUGGAUACGUUGGGGCAGAUCUUCACCUUCUUGUUAAGGAGGCUUGUAUUUUGGCUAUUCGUCGAAAACACAAUGAAUUGGAGGCAAUAGGUGAAUUGGAUAACCCAAAUGCAGAAGCUCUCACUUCUUUUGAUGUCACAUUUAAUGAAAUGAAAGAAGCAACAAAACGGGUACAACCAAGUGCAAUGCGUGAAGGUUUUACUACUAUUCCAAAUGUUACUUGGGAUGAUGUUGGAGCUCUUGAGGAUGUACGUGAGGAAUUACUUACUUGCAUAUUACAACCUAUUCGUGCACCUAAACUACACAAACGAUUUGGAUUAGAUCAUCCAGUUGGUGUUUUAUUAUAUGGACCUCCAGGAUGUGGUAAGACUCUUGUGGCAAAGGCUAUAGCAAAUCAAUCAGGUGCAAAUUUUAUUUCCAUUAAAGGACCUGAAUUGCUAAAUAAGUUUGUUGGUGAAAGUGAACGAAGUGUACGUAUGGUGUUUGCUCGAGGUCGUGCAAGUGCACCUUGUGUUCUUUUCUUUGAUGAAUUAGAUGCCCUGGCACCUCGUCGUGGUUCAGAUCGUGCAAAUCCCAGCAGUGAACGUGUGGUAAAUCAGCUCCUUACGGAGAUGGACGGUGUAGAAGGUCGAGCGAACGUUUAUGUGAUUGGUGCUACUAACCGACCUGAUAUGAUUGAUCCCGCCAUGUUGCGACCUGGGCGUCUUGAUAAAUUACUUUACGUGCCUCUUCCCUCUCCACAACAACGGGCAUCUAUUUUGUGCACACACGCCCGUCAUUACCCUGUGGACACAUCAGUGGAUUUAAACAUUAUUGCCGGUGAUAAACGUUUACAGGGAUUUAGCGGUGCUGAUUUGGCAGCACUCAUGCGAGAGGCAUCUCUGCACGCACUGAAGAAAGUAUACCGAUCUUCUAGCAGCGAAGUAUUGGAGCAGUUGGAGCGAGAUAUGAGUGGAGAGGUGGCGGCGAAUGCAGAUUUACCAUCUGUGUGCAUUGAAGACUUUGAGGCCAGUUUGGCAAAGGUAAAGCCAUCUGUUUCUGAAGAGGAUAGGACAGGCUAUGAGUCUUUACAUCGCCAAAUCACACAGUCAGCUCAGAGUACAGGGUAA